AUGACAAUUGACUGUGCCCUGGAACUGACCUUCAAUCAUGUCGUCCUGCCUCCAAGACUCCCUGGAGAGCAGGACAGCAAGGUUGAAGAUAUCGAAAGGGAACUGUUGACGCGUAUCCUGCGCGCGACCAAGACCAUGGAAUCCUGUGCUCGAGACGACGACCUUCCCAUAUGGCAGAACAUCGCGAAGACACUGCAUACUUGCGGACCCGUGAAUGAGGACAGAUAUGUGAAUAAAGUGGCGCUGAUGAACGUUUUCCGUGACCUGGAGUCUCAGCAUGCUGUCAUUCUUCGCAUCACAGAGCAAAACGCUGGUCUCCUUAUUCGUUUCGCUAGUGAGGAAGUUAUCUUCGAAGCCUUUGAGGUUUCACCCACGGCUGAAGAAACUCUGGCUUCCCAGGGCGCCUUGCAGUGGGAUUUCCCCAGCGUCGCCGUAUCCCUCCCUCGUUCCGAAUUCGAAAAGCCUAUCUUCCAGGAGAAUCUGGUGUCGUUCCUUGAAAAGGCCAGUCUUGAGCCACUGGACGAAUUUGCGGCCAAAACCUCCAAGGCUGGCGUAAAGGUUUUCGAAGCUCGUGAUACAGUUGACCCUGCGCUCAUCACACACUUCCUCAUGACCCUGAUAGAGGUCAACGGCAGCCGUGCAUACCCUCCUCUCCUUCGAAAGCGCAUCAAAGAUGAUGUCACCUGGGAUAACUCGGAACUGCCAUGGCGACGAAGUCCGUUCUGGCUUACACUGCGUGUUUCGGUGCAACGCUUGCUUUGCCUGGCAAUGGGCGAGGAGAAGGGACAAGCGCAUUACAAGUUCUUGAUGUGUGGCGUUCUCGCGCAGUUGCUGACGGACUCCAUCAGCAACCUGGGUGUCGAGCUGUGCAGUGUCCUCAGAGCCAAGUUGUGCCGUCGUCUGGCUAAGCUGGAGAACGAGAAGGCAGCUGCAAGUACCUCUGUUGUUCCUGUCUAUAACGACCUCUUUGAAGACAUUGGUUCUCUCUGUCGGGGCGCAAUCGAAGCUAGCACAUCCGCAAUUGAAGCCCAGUGGAACGCAUUCAAGGCGGACUAUCGACGCAAAGUUCCUUCCCUCCCGCUUCGUGCUCAGGACAGUGAGCUUCAGUUGACUCUUCCCAAUAGCGGUUCUUACCUUCAAGACGUCCUUAACCAUCGUCAUCAGAGGUCGAAACUUUUGGUUGUUGAUCCGGCCGUUCUGGGUCCCAAUUCCAGCAAGGCCACGACAAAAUUCUUCGGAUCCCUGACUUCGCGUUAUUUUGCACUGGAGGCAUCGGAGAUGUCCAUUGAAUCUGCGGCUCGUGAUGUCCCUAGCUCUCCGGAUGACUGUUCUCAACGUUGCAAGGAGAUUUCUACCCAGAUUCGUGGUUAUUUGGAGGCCGUGGGAGACGCCUAUGAAGGAAAUCCAGAGCAGAUGGGUACUUUCAUUCUCAACGUAUUCGAACAAUGGGUACACAUGGACAGAUGCGCCACUGUCGUGUAUCCGUUGCUGCUUGAAUACCACCCAUGUUUCGAACCGGAGAUGCUCGAUGUUUUGCUACUAUCACGUCUUGACGAUAUGCGGCGUCUUCAGGCUAUUCAGCAGUAUCUCCACAGCAGAUGCACUCAGGCUAAGAAGCGCAUAACUAUCUUCGCUGAUCCGCAGGACGGCUGCUUUGCCGCUAAAUGCUUUGAGGAUAUGGAGAAACUGCAUGAUCUUGAGAAAUGUGUCGAUACUGUAUCGAUAAAAUCUAGACACGCUAAAAAGAUGGAGCUACAGGAAGUGAACCGCGACUACAGAGACCGUACGGAGAAAAUGACACAAACCUUCUGUACGCAGCGGCGCAAUCCGGAUGGCACACACGAUAUCCAUGGCUGCACCCAUUGCUGGCACGUUCGUUCUCGUCGACGUCUCAAGAUUAAAGUCCAUGAGGAUUUUUUACCAAAGAGCAUUAGUCAAAAGCGCGCCGUUUUAUUCGAGCUCUCGCCCCCUGCAGCGUUUGCAGCAUAUCGCAGUGCUACUUGGGAAAUCAUCAACUGCUUCUCUCCUAAGAUUCCGCCAAACCUGGAAGAAGCACCGCAGAUGCUCUUGGGUGGCUAUUCUCAGCUUAAGACUUACUAUCGAAACAGCGAGGCUUUUUCCCUCGCGUCAAAGACGAAGUCUUGUUUGGGAACACACUAUAACUUCAAAAAGCUACCCGCUGACGCCUCAACAGUACUGUUACCGUUGGGGUUGAAGCUCACGUAUUACGACUCGAAACGUGGUAUCUGGGCAAAUCGUCUCCCACAACCAUUGGCGUUCGCUCACCAUUUUGCCUUGGACCUUCCUAAGGAGCUUGCCUUCUCAAGUCUUUACUCCUCGGAAAGUUUCGCGCCCAACGGAAGCGGUCCUACCUCGUAUGAGACGAUUGCGAGCAUCGCCGAGUGUCCAUCAGAUUUGACGAUUCACGAGUACGCCUCUCAUCAGACCCUAAUGGCAGGAAGAAACAGACGAUGGCUUUCCAUGCUCACUGAACUGGCGUCGUCAAAUGUCAACUUCAGUCUGCAGGACACCGAGAUCCUUUUCCACCAUCUCGCCCUUCAAGUGGGACCCAGGCUGGGUGAUGAUUACUUGCGAGCUGUCCAUAUCAUGUUCAGAGAUGCUGCAUUUUGUCAGGCUCUCAUCGGCCAGGUUGACCGGCAUACGGAGGCGAUUUCCGCGAACUGGCGUGAAAUUAACUAUAUGGAGACCAUGUUGACGCUUACCAUUCGACUGUGUACUCUUGGUGCCCAGGAAACCUUAGCUCGGGCUACUCAGCUUCUGUUGAAAAUCCGCCGCAUCACGCUCACAUGGAUAGCUCGCCUUCGGAACGAAACCAGGACCACGCAUGAAGCGGACGUCGCGGAAAGGACUGCGAGAUAUGGCUUCAUGUCAGCCCUGCUAUGUCGCAGAACGUUUGCGCCCCAAGCCUACAGCAAUACAGAUCUUGAUGGGGACUCGUUCAGAUCUUUUGUGGAAACCACGCUUGCCAUGCAAGAAAAUCUCGUUGUCGACCUGAGCCGGUUUUCGACCACCACGCGAAACAUGUUGAUCCGCGAUAUCAAGAUGACCUAUCGGAUGAAGACUAUGAUUUGUCGUUUGGCUAAGCGAUAUCCAUCGAGCAUGCAGUCAGCAAUUGAUUCUGUCUGGCCAAACCCUACCGACACCCCUCGCCCGUACACCAGUUGGUCUUCGCUUUCGCCUCCGUACGAAUGGUGGAUGACUUCGACAGUGGCGGCAAGCGCAACUACGAAAACCAUGCCUCAAGUAGUGCAUUACCAUCUUCUUGAGGGCCACCUUCUGGUGGACGGUAAGCCUCUUGGCAAACUUCCUGCCGAUAUCAGAGAUUCGGAGAUUUUGAAAGAACUCUUUGGAAAUCAGCGACUGGUUGCAUUUCCGUCAAACCUGCCUGGAGUGAGUUACAUGCUGGGAAUACCGAAGAAUGGUAACCACAUUCACAUUGGAUACAGAGGCCAGAAGCUCAUAAUCCAAGCCCAAGGCACGACAAGCCUGCUUGAAUUUGUCCCGAAAAGCGUCUUCGGCAAUGAGUCUAAUUUCGACCUUCCGAGAUCUCUGAUAUACGACUGCGUGCACUGGGUUGAUUUGCAUUCCGGCAAUCUCGAAGUCCGACGCCAACCAAACAUCUGGAAGAGUAAACCCGGGAACUGGAGAAUCAACAUUCGUACCAGACAAGGAAGGAGACGAGAAUCCUAUCUGGUGGACCCGCAAAGCAAGACGUUCGGGCUAGUAGCUCAGAUAUUUCGUGACUUCGCGCAACCGCUUUUGUUAACGGUCUACCAACCUCGUGGAAAUCUGUCGGUUGAGCUGAAAAGCAUGGAUCUCGAUUUCUUCGUUAACAGGCAGCGUAAUCUCCAUUGCAAGCAGCUAGCGUCUGAGAUCGAUCCUGAUCAAGAUGUCGGUGCAUUAUAUGGUCUCCAGAGCAUGAUCGUUUUGAGGGAUGUUGCCAAUCCAAUGCAGCGCAGCGUGAUCACAACGUUGGGAACCCUGCGGUAUCGACGCCAAGGAGUACAUGUCAACGUGAAGAUGGAUAACGAUGGAAGUUAUGCCAGAUAUAUGAUCGAUGACAUGCUUGGUCGAUUGCACUGUCCACCAGAACCGCGUCUUCUUUACAACAAGGCUCAGAUGCACGCGUUUACCUCCUUCGUAAUCCCAGAUCCUCUCACAGGCCGCACUGGUACUGAAGAGGCGCUGCGGUGCCUACAAUCUGGGUCAUGCCAGCCAUGGAAUCCUUUCAAUCCCAAGUUGACACCAACCCUACAGACGCUUGCGAACCUGUCACCCCGAAGGAAUUACUAUCCCAAGAACUUGAAGCGACAGCAAAUCGUCACUUGGGAUUCAGAUUUAACCUUUACUAUCCAGCACGACGCGUUCAAGUUGGUUGUUGAUUCGAUCAUUGCAAAGUUGCAACGGCUCUGGCUAUUCCAAGCCAAUGCCCCAGAGAUCAAGGACGACAAAGUAUGGACAGUUCCACACCUCCGUGAGCGGGCUCACUGGCGUCGAUCUAUCUACGAACGUCCAGAGAUAAUGUCUACCCAGCUAUGCGCUCCUGCUGACAAGACGUACCUGUCUCGAGCGGCGAUAACUGAGUCAGUCCGGACGUCCAAAGCUCGAGAGAUCCUGGCGAUACUCCGCUCACGCCCUCGGCUACUCUGCACGACCACCAAUCUGAAAGAUGUCGUCCGGAAAUGGCCCAUUAUCGGUGGCUACAUCGGCGAGUUCGCACCAAAUCUCAUCAGCGACUGUCUCGAAGCAGACUUAGGCCAGGAAUGGGGCCGUUUGGUGAAUCUUUGCCGAAAUUGCAAAGAGGACGAUGUGUACAAUCUCAUGUUCCGAUUGGGAGUGGCGGCCUUCCGCGAAGGAGUCAACAUGCAGGUUCUAAUGGCGGCUGUUGCCUUUUUCCUUUUCGACGACCUCAAAACGAUUGACCUCCCCGAAUACGCUUCAUUCGCUGGGUCUGACAUGGAUGGAAAAGUCACGUAUCAAGAGCUCUUCAACCUGAUUAGGCCAUGUUGCAAGACGUAUCAGAGACCACAAAUCCCCAGGAGAGAAAGGCAUAUGGCUUCUCUAGCUGAGCCCCUUGCUUUCGAGGAUGCCGAGCGUGAACACGAGCGGAAAUCCACCAUCGAAUGCAUGGAGUUUACAAGGUUAUUGCAACAGCAAUGGCCGACUCCUAAACCCUCUACCGAAGGAUUUGAUGCAAAGUAUAUCAAGUUGGAUGAUACACUAGAAGCUGUUCUGCCUUACUGGCAGAGGAUACAUGCUGGUCUGCAGCUCUCGGAGCACGUCGCUAAGGUGCAAAAGAUUCUCGAUCGUAGCCCAAAGGUGAAGUUAUUCGGAUCGCGGCAGAGGAAUGUUGAGGCUAUCCCUCGUCUAGGACAAGAUCUCCUCAGCAGGCCAGGCGAUAAAGCUGGCAAGGUGCCUUUCAAUCUGCCUCGCAUCGCGAAGCCCAAAUUCGAGCAAGUUAAUCAGCGGGUUAAGCACAAACUGAACACGCAGUUGAAGGCGCUGCCUACGGGGGCGAAGCCGGACUCGACUGAGGAGAUUGCAGAGCUGGACAGCAUCAUUGGUCGACUCCUCCACUCGGACUGUCCUGUGAGAUCGAUUUACGGAAGCGACCUGGGGCAGAGUGUCGAUGCGCUGAAGAAGAUGAACAAAAACCUCACAUCCAAGCCCGUGGUGGAAAUGAACCUUGACUCCGAGAUUGCCAAGGCUUAUACGGCUCUUGAACGAUGCUACCAAUCCCUAGUCAACGCACUUGUGAUCGAUGAUCCGCGAUGCUCUUGGCUUCUUCGAGCCAACCUUUGGCCCUCUAUGACGCCGACCUCGUUACUUGAGUACCUUCGGUCCAAUUCCGACGGCGCGUUUGGCAUAGCUAUGAAGACCAAGAUCCUUGAAUAUGCCAAGUCGAUCGUCAAAGUGCAGCAUCUAUUCCGGAUGAAGGACGCCUUACUGAAGAAGGAUGAAGGAAGGUUCCGGCAAGAGUACGACAACCCCGGUCACGUUAACUGGGAUCCAGCCGUGUACACAGACUGGCUUCUCUUGGAAAUUGACGCCAACAUGCAAAUUCGCAAGGAUCAAGUUACAGUCGCACUGGAAAUGAUCUCACCGUCAUCUGGCGCCAAUUCCGUCUUGCAGAUGAACAUGGGACAGGGGAAAACCUCGGUGAUCAUGCCAAUGGUGGCCUGUGUUCUUGCCGACAGGAAGAUGCUCACCAGGCUGUUGGUCCCCAAAGCGCUGCUGUCACAGACGGCACAGAUUCUCCAAUCCCGGCUCGGAGGCCUUUUGGGCAGAGAAGUCACUCAUGCUCCGUUCUCUCGUCGGACUCCGACAACACAGCAGCAUAUCCAGGAGUAUCGCAACUUUCACGGGGACAUGAUGCGAUCAGCCGGUAUUAUGCUAGCUAUACCCGAGCAUGUCCUGUCCUUCAAACUGUGCGGCUUGCAGCGGGUGUCUGAUUGCAAGUUUUCCGAAGCGUAUCAGAUGAUUGCCAUUCAGAGGUGGAUGGAUGAGGUGUGCCGUGAUAUUUUAGAUGAGUGCGACUUUACCCUCGCCACAAAGACCCAACUCAUCUACCCAAGCGGUGAACAGCUAGCAGUUGAUGGACAUCCACACCGAUGGAAGGUCGCUGAGGUUAUACUUGGUUUGGUCGCACACCACCUGCGAGAUCUGGCCCAAGAGUUCCCGCAAAGCAUUGACGUGACCGAGCGAGCAGUCACAGAGUUCCCUGUUGCGUAUUUCUUGCGAGGUGACGUCGAGAAUGCACUUGUUCAGAGAGUUGUUGAUGAUGUAUGCGCCGGACGAACAUCCAUGCUGCCCAUUCGAAACUGUACGAAGGAGCAGCGCCAGGCCAUCCGUGUUUUCAUUUCACGAGAGAUGGUGGAUCAACGUGUCAUUGACGUGGUCUCGCAAUUAUUCCCUGAUGUGCCGAACGCCCGAAAAAUCGUAUACCUCCUACGUGGUCUCCUCGUGCACGGCAUCCUCCUCCUCUGUUUGAAGAGGCGUUGGAAUGUGCAGUACGGCCUGCACCCUGAUCGAAACCCCGUGGCUGUUCCGUUCCAUGCAAAAGGCGUUCCUUCGGAGCAAGCUGAAUGGGGCCACCCUGACGUCGCCAUCCUAUUUACCUGCCUUGCGUUCUACUACCAGGGACUGGACCAGAAGCAACUUCGACAGAGUCUACAGGUCAUCCUAAAGUCGGAUGAUCCUACUACUGAAUACGACCGGUGGACGCAAACCUCGACCUCGCUCCCGGAUGCUCUGCGCCAUUGGAACAUCAUCAACGUCGACGAUGAAGGACAGGUUGAAGAGAUCUGGCGCCAUUUGCGCUUUUCGACUGUUGUGAUCAACCAUUUCCUCAAUUACUUCGUCUUCCCCGCUCAUGCGAAGCAGUUUAGCAUCAAGCUUCAGGCAUCGGGGUGGGACGUUCCUUUGUUUUCUGCUGAUAAACUAUGGGCAGAGGAAAGAGGUAACAGGCCAGGGAUCACGACUGGCUUCAGCGGCACGAAUGACAACAGACGUUUGCUUCCGAUGACAAUUGAACAGCACGAUCUGCCAGGCCUAUCGCAUACUAAUGCAGAGGUACUGACAUAUCUCCUCCAGAAGAGAAACCGGGGUUACAUCUUAGCGGCCAACAAGCACGGGAGACGUUUCUCAGAGUUUGAGCUGCUGGACCAUCUCAGCGCGAAUAACAUGCGUGUUCUCAUCGACGCCGGCGCCUUCAUUUUGGAAAUGGAUAAUCGAUCCUUGGUUAAAGCAUGGUUGGACCGGCUUCCUAAGGCUCAGGGGGCUGUUUAUUUUGGAUCUGAUAACAAGGCUUGGGUCCAGUACCGAGCUGGUAAGACUGUUCCGUUGAUUGCCACCCCUUUUGCUGAGAAUUUGGAUAAUUGCUUGGUUUACUUGGACGAGGCGCAUACUCGGGGCACGGAUUUAAAGCUGCCAGCUCAGGCUAGGGGCGCACUAACGUUAGGUUUGAACCAGACUAAGGAUCACACUGUUCAAGCUGCGAUGCGAAUGCGUCAGUUAGGAAGGACGCAGUCGGUUGCGUUCAUCGCGCCCCCGGAAGUCCAUCAGAGCAUUUUGGACGUCUGCAAGAAGAGCUCAUUGGAUAAACUCAGCUCCUCUCAUGUUGUGACUUGGCUAUUGGAUCAAACAUGCACUAAUAACCAGGAACUUCAACCUUUAUAUUUCUCACAAGGCAGAGACUUCUGUCGGCGUACACAAGCGGCAACGACUUGGGACCAGUUUAUGUCCCAACCAAAGCACCGAGACGCAUACAUGGCAGUUCUGCAGCAACCGGAACGGCAAGGUUUGGAAGAGCUGUACGCUCCGGAGAAGCCUUCGGCGGUAGACGCCAGUUCCAUGGCUCUCUCUGGCGAGCUCCAUAGCUUCGAGAAAACUCUUCAGCACCAAUCGCAGCAUUCCACCAGCUCGGCCCGAAGCUCGGCUCUCGAAGAAGUCGAGCAAGAGCGGGAGGUUGCUUUUGAGAUCGAAGAGGAGAGAGAAGUGCAGCGGCCUUGUCGUCUUCCGGCCUUCAAAUUUCCAGGCUUGCAUCAGGCUAUACGUGAAUUUGUUAUCACUGGCUUGCUAAAUGGGAAUUGCGGAUACACGAGAGCGUCGACGGCGCUGGAUAUGACCCAUUUGGGACAGAAGUACAGAAUCCGGACCUCUUCGCUGCUGCGCCAUCUGUAUAUCUCGCAUGAGUUCAUGAGAACGGUGAAAACCACCAAUGCAGGAGUACUCGAUGACUUUACCCGACCGGUGAACUGGAUCCUUUGGAGUGCAGUAUCCGACAUGGCACUAGUCGUCAUACCAGAAGAAGCCGAGCUCCUAAUCCCCCUCCUUCGAACAGCCGAGAUACCACUCGUACACCUCCUCGUGUACGCCGCACCCGUGACCAGAAAGAUGCAACACUUCAACCGCCUCGACUUCUACUCCACUCCCACUCUCCCAGAGGACUGGGAACCGCCGUCAUGGUUAGCUUUCGAACUCGGGAUCCUGGGCGGACGGCUCUACUUUGAAUUCCUGGAAUAUCAUCACAUAAAAGAGAGUCUAUGCUUCGAAGCACAGAACAAUGGAGCUUUCUCGGAAGAAGACGACAGCGACUACGAAGACGAUCCCCAGACCACCACCAAAAACACCCUCGCCUUCCUUGGCGAGUGGCUUUCUCUCCGCCGCCAGGGACAGGAUAUCACGCAUACACCCAUGGGAUACGUAUGUCAGGGUUGGCAGCUCCGGAGUGACCAUCCGUUCUUUACGCAGAGGCUUGUUGACAUUGAUUUUUCGAGUGAUGGAUACACGUAUCAUCCAAGUAGUCAGAGUGAGAUUGAAAUUGACGAGGAUGUUGAUAGUGAGGAUGAAGAUGAGGGUGAGGGCGAUGGUGAGGGCGAUGGUGAGGGCGAUGAUGGAGAUGAGAAUGAGAAUGAGGAUUACGUUGACGAGGAUAAGAAUGAUGAUGAGGGUACUGGGUAG
This is a messenger RNA of Aspergillus glaucus CBS 516.65, 9483 nucleotides long. RefSeq lists its product as uncharacterized. Bases 1 to 9483 code for a protein of 3160 amino acids. The record is from RefSeq and is a predicted model, not a curated record. NCBI's taxonomy places the organism in Eukaryota, Fungi, Ascomycota, Eurotiomycetes, Eurotiales, Aspergillaceae. The transcript has 5 exons.